Molecule: messenger RNA, 1534 nt
Organism: Papilio polytes (common Mormon)
Lineage: Eukaryota; Metazoa; Arthropoda; Insecta; Lepidoptera; Papilionidae
Source: RefSeq, a predicted model, not a curated record
AGAGUAAGAAAUCAAGGAUUACAGUCAAUAGUCUAUUGUAAUUUCCUCUUUAUUAGUGAAUCGUGCCUUUCAAUAAACUUUCACAAGCAAAUGACGGUCUAUUAAAGGUUUAAUUUGAUGACAAACGGCUGAUCGUUAUGGAGCCCAUCGCAGAAGGUGUAUGGUCGGGGCGGGCGCGCGUCUCCGAGGUCUAUUAGCAUGCACGCAGCGCCGCGGCCCGCCUACUUACCAUGAGCAAUGCGGAACGCACUCGGGUCACUUGGAGAAUUUAAUUGUGUUCCAUUAUCAUAUUUAGGUUCUUUUACGGUAAGUCAAAAGUGAAAACUGAAUGGGAGUCGUCGCCGUUUGUCAUUCGUCAGUCGCGAUCGAUGGAGACAACUUCUUUCGGACGGUAGCUCGAGGAUUAACAGCGAAAGCAGUCGUUCGAAUUAGUUUGACGAUAUUAUGUUUGAGUGCGUGUGCGGCCGCGAUCGUAGGGCCUGUCGCAAACUCUACGAGUAAAUCUACGAAGACGGAUACUUACCUCGACGCUUACUCGAAGUCUCGUGUUGAAGCAGAGAAAUCUAAGCAAGGCGUUAUUAUAAUAACGGCUAAGGACGGCGAGAAAAAGAUUUCAAAUCGCGACGACAGCUACCAAUCGGUAUAUGACUACUCACCGCCGUAUUCCAACGGGGACAACAACGGCUUCGGUUCGUCUGGUUCUAGUUAUCCGGAUUCUACUACAUCGAAUAGCUACCUACCUCCUUCUAGUUAUGGACCUCCGGUUAAAUUCGAGUCGGAUAUCACGUAUAAUGCUCCUCCGAAUACUUACGGACCGCCAUCUUCGAGUUACGGGCCCCCAGCAUCAAGUUACGGACCGCCAUCUUCAAGUUACGGGCCCCCUGCAUCGAGCUACGGUCCCCCGGCGCAAAGUUACGGUCCUCCCGCAGCGUCUUACGGACCACCAUCUAACUCCUACGGUCCCCCGAUCCACAAGCCUCCUCCUCCAAUUUACGGCCCCCCUCUGAAGCCUUCAUACGGUAUACCAUAUACUGCUCCUGGGCUUAGCUUUUUUGACAAAUUAUCUUUGAAAUUGGAUAUACUUACGAUUGCAAAGCUGAUGCUGAAGUUCCUUAUAUUUAAGAAGAUCGUAACAAUGAUUGCUGUGGUGUGCAUGCUUCUUGUUAUACCCAAACUUAUCUCCUUUAAAAAAGACGAUGGCGGUAACGGUAACGCCAACGAUGAAGAAGAUCGCCAGUUUGGACAUAGUAGAGUGGUAGAGUUGACAUCGGCGCAGCAGCUAUUGGAGCGCGCGCUCGCGGUAUACGCACGCCCGCCAUCUUGCGGCGUCACGUGCCGCGUGCGCAGAGUUAUCGACGACAUUUAUGAAUUCCAACCUUAUUACAGAGCGAACACAUCCGAAUCAUAGAGCAUGUCCACGCAUUUAGUGCCAUUGAAUGUAAAUGUACAAAAAAUGUUAACUUAUUAAUUAAUUUAUUUGUAUUUAUUGAAAACAGUAGUUUUAUAGAGUAGGUAAGUUAAUAAAUUAUUUUAC